Besnoitia besnoiti is the source of this 3408-nucleotide messenger RNA. Its product is annotated as importin-beta N-terminal domain-containing protein. The coding region runs from base 1 to 3408 and encodes 1135 amino acids. Lineage: Eukaryota; Apicomplexa; Conoidasida; Eucoccidiorida; Sarcocystidae. Gene Ontology annotation, cellular component: nuclear envelope; cytosol. Gene Ontology annotation, biological process: protein import into nucleus. The transcript has 12 exons. The record is from RefSeq and is a predicted model, not a curated record. Gene Ontology annotation, molecular function: small GTPase binding.
AUGGCAACGGUUCCUCCGGAUUCCCAGCAACUGUGUCAAGCCCUUGAAGGGACUUACUCCCAGAACGAGGAAGUGCGAAAGACUUCGGAGCAGCAUCUCCACUCGAUUUCGCCGUCGCCAGGCUUGCUCGCCGCACUCCUCAAGAUCGUUCAACAUGACCAGGUCGAUGUCGGUGUUCGCACAGCCGCGGCGGUCAUGCUCAAGAAUGAGAUCAAAAAGCACUGGGAAGGCCCUGGAGGCGAUGUGGACGAAGAGGCCGAAGGCGCUCCCGCAGGCGCGCGCAAAAGAGAUGACUACUAUGGCGGAGAAGAGAAGGCCUUCGUCAAGGAGAACCUGUACCCGUCUCUGAUUCAAGUAUGGCCUGUGUCUCAGCCUGUUUCUCAGCAGCUGCUCGAGUGCGUCCGCCUCAUCGCCCUCCAUGACUAUCCCGCAAGCUGGCCGUUACUGCUGCCCGCUGUGACGGCGGACGUGGCGGCGCGGCAGGACUCGAACCGGCUGCUGUGUGCGCUCUCCGUGCUUCGGCGGCUGUGCGGAAUCUACGAGUUCAAACGCACCGACAAAGAGGCGCUGGAUGCGAUUAUCGAGCAAACGUGGCCUCUGCUGCUGCCGGCGGCCGCGCAGCUCCUGAACGAAGGAGGCCUGGGCAACACUGAUGCGAUGCAGAUGUUGAAACUGAUCUGCAAGAUCUACUGGAGUUCCACGCAAGUCUGCCUCGCCUCCUCCGCCCUGGUCGUCUCCACCAUGGACGACUGGAUGGAAGUUAUGGAGCAAAUCCUCCUCAGGCCGGUUCCGGCAGAGAUCCUGACGGGCUUGGACGCAACGGAGCGCGCGGAGUUGCCUGUGUACAAAGUGAAGAAGUGGGCGCUCCAGAUCAUCCAGCGUGCGUUCUCGCGCUUCGGCGACCAGAAGCUGUUGAAUCGGUCGACGCGGAGUUCGAAGGACAACGACCAGAGCGUGACGCAGGCGUUUGGCAGGAAUUUCGCGACCAAAUGGGCUCCGCGCUUCACCGAGAAGCUUCUUCUCCUCCUGCGUCGCCAGCAGGAGCAACCGGAGAACCUCGAGCUGUGGCUGACCCCGCGCAUGCUCAACCUCAUGCUUCAGUUCCUUCUCUUGGCCACCGAGGCCGCCAAGAUAUACUCCUCUCUCCUCAAGCCCAACGGCGAGUUCCUCGUCUCGCAGAUCUGCAUCCCACUUCUCCAGUUCAACGAAGAAGACGACGAACUUUGGCAGACCGAGCCCAUUGAGUUUGUGCGCAGACAAAGCGACCAACUGGAGAGCUUCUCGGACCCCAGAGAAGCAGCGAGCGAGUUCAUCAAGGCGUUGGUGCGGUACCGCGGACGCGACUUUUUGGAGCCGCUGUACCUGCUGGUGCAUCGCCUGGUGGACGAGUUUAGGAGCGCCGCUCAGCAGGCGGCAGCGGCGAACCAGGCGCUGCCGGUUCAGGCUUUUCAGAAGAAGGACGCCGCGUUGCGUCUUGCGUGCUGCAUUGCGGACCGGUUGAUGUCGAAGAAGCGGCAGGCGCCGAUCGAGGACUUUUUGACCAACUUUGUGCUCCCUGAUUUGCGCAGUCCGAACAAAUUCCUCCGCAUGCGGGCCUGCUGGGUCUACGAGCAGUUCGUCCCCAAGUUGGCGACGUGGCGGAAUCCCGCGUCGGUGGUCGAGGCGUACAGGGGCACUGUGCUUCUCACGCAGGACGCGGAGCUGCCGGUGCGCGUGCAGGCGGCGAUCUCUGCGAAGGUCUUCUUCAACGUCGAGGUCGAGGAGCUCCAGCAGGUCAUUGUCUCCAACCUCGAGGGCCUCACGAAGCAGCUGUUCGCCGUCAUGAAGGACAUCGACAACGAGCAAGUCGUCGCGACGAUUGAGCACCUUAUUUCGUCCCACGAGGAGCACAUCGCGCCGUACGCCAAAGACCUGACCAAGGCACUCAGCGUCACUCUCCUGGAAAUGCUUGACCGCGAGGGAGCGGCUGAACAGGCUGGCGAUGACGGCGCCGAGGAAGACGCAGCCUUCGCCUCUAUGACUGUCCUCAGCGCUCUGAAAAACGUGCUCGCCUCCGUGACGGAGACCCCGGCGCUGUACUCGGAGUUUUUGGCGGAUUUGUAUCCGGUCUUUGACGUGCUCUUUGCGCCGGAUUCGAUCAACUUGUUGGACGACGCCAUCGAGAUUCUCGCCUUCAUCACGUACUACAUCCCGACGCCCUUCCCGCCUCCGCUCUGGAGGUACUUCGAGGCUCUUCACCAGGCGGUGUGCGGCGGCUCGACGCCCACGAGGCCCUUGAGCGACGCGCUCAAGGACGGCUGGGCAGUCGAUUCAGUCGGCGACAUGAUCGCACCCAUCUCCAACUACAUGUGCCGAGCACAUGCGCAGUUCGUCGCGGGCCAGAGUGAACUCGGCGUCCCCUAUAAGCUCUGCUUGCUCCAGAUCGCAAAGAAAUGCAUUGACAACCUGGAUUCGACCGACGCCUGCCUGGGCUUGCAGCUCCUCUGCCUGCUGCUGGAGUGCUGUGCCGCCCAGCAGACGGCAGACGAUAUUCUUCUGCCCGCGUUCCAAGCUGUUUGGGGCUGGGUGGUGAAGAUGAAUGCGGAAAAGGGGGGCGACGACAUCGACAAGCGAACGCGCCAGAUGUUUAUAAAAUUCGUGCUCACGCUCAUGGUGUACGACGUCCGCAAGUUCUUCCUUCUACUCGAGGAGCAGGGCGCCACCGCUCAGGUUCUCAGCUUCGUCCUGGAAAACGCCGCCCUCAUCAAGACGUACGAGCAGAAGAAGGUCUUCAUCCUGGGGUGCUCGCGGCUGCUGCAGAACUUUGCGGCGGCGCCGGCGGCGUUCCCGGCGUGCGUGGCUGAGCGCUUGGAGUUGAUCAUGAAGACGCUGGCGACGCAGGCGACUGAGCAGGCGCAGCUGAAGCAGAAGCUAAAGGAGGAAGAAGACGACAGCGACUUUGAAACCGACAGUGACGCGGACUCUGAGCAGGACCUCGACGAAAACGAAGAUGCGGGCCUGCACCCGAAGGCCAAGGAAAUCCUCGAAAAACUCGACAACGUCAAGUGGGGAGGUGACGACGACGAUGACGACGACGAUGACUGGGACGAGGCGUUCGAAUCCAGCUGCGCCGAGAGCUGUGGUCUGCAGUCGUCGCCGCUGGAGGAAGUUGACGAGCUCAACACUCUGCGAGAGGUUCUUGCAGCUCUCCCCCAAGAGUCACAGGCACAAAUUUCGUCCUGGCUGGGGCCUGUUCAACUCGCAAAGCUGCCUGGUGUUCAGUUGCCUGGUAUCGACUGUGUCUUCGUUGUGAUGCUGGGGUUAGCACCAAAGGAUCCAACCUUUAUCCUUGUCGGGGGGCUCGAGCACCCCUUUCCUGAAAGCACUGAGAAAUUGAGUGUUCCGGGUAGCAACGAAGACGCUCGUUAG